Molecule: messenger RNA, 4735 nt
Organism: Camelus dromedarius (Arabian camel)
Lineage: Eukaryota; Metazoa; Chordata; Mammalia; Artiodactyla; Camelidae
Gene: ENTREP2
Product: endosomal transmembrane epsin interactor 2
Exons: 11
Coding region: 79-1698 (539 amino acids)
Cellular component (GO): membrane
Source: RefSeq, a predicted model, not a curated record
GUGAGGAGAGGCGGCGGCGGCGCGCGCCGGGGCCGGGCGGGACCGGGGCGAGGCGUGCGGGCGCCGUCCCCGGGCGCGAUGCCUCUGGCCGGCGGUCCCCGCGCGCCGCGCCCCGCCGCGCCGCCCCGCAGCCUGUCCCGCCUGCGCGAGUGCCCGGGCCGCUCCCGCAUCGUGCUGGCGCUCGGGGCCACGCAGAUGGCGCUCGGAUGCCUCAUCGUGGCCGUCAGCUUCGCCGCGCUGGCGCUCACCACCUCGGCCCGCGUCCGCCACUCCUGCCCCUUCUGGGCCGGCUUCUCGGUGCUGCUGUCUGGACUCAUCGGCGUCGUCUCCUGGAAAAGGCCCCUUUCCCUCGUGAUAACCUUUUUCAUGCUGCUCUCUGCGGUGUGUGUAAUGCUGAAUUUGGCUGGUUCAAUUCUCUCCUGUCAGAAUGCUCAGCUAGUCAACUCCCUAGAAGGCUGUCAGUUGAUUAAGUUUGACAGUGUCGAGGUGUGCGUCUGCUGUGAAAUGCAGCACCAGUCGUCCGGCUGCAGCAACCUGGGGGAGACGCUGAAGCUGAACCCGCUGCAGGAGGACUGCAACGCCGUGCGGCUGACCUUGAAGGACCUGCUCUUCAGCGUGUGCGCCCUCAACGUGCUCUCCACCAUCGUGUGUGCGCUGGCCACAGCCAUGUGCUGCAUGCAGAUGGUCUCCUCCGACGUCCUGCAGAUGUUCCUUCCCCAAAGGGCACCUUCUGCCAGUCCGGCCUGCGUGACCCCGCACGGCACUGUGCUCCACCAGACCCUGGAUUUUGACGAGUUCGUGCCCCCGCUGCCCCCUCCCCCCUAUUAUCCUCCGGAGUACACCUGCACACCCACCGCCGAGGCCCACAGGGGCCUCCACCUGGACUUUGCUCCCUCUCCGUUCGGCACCCUGUACGGCGUCGCCAUCAACAGCCCUGGCCUGCUCUACCCCGCCGAGCUCCCGCCGCCCUACGAGGCCGUGGUGGGCCCGUCCCCCGCCAGCCAGCUCACGAGUGCAGACCAGCAGGUGACCGAGCCCAGCUCUGGGGACCCGGAGGCCACCACCGGCUUCAGCACACAAGCGCCGGCCGACAGCACGAGCCUCCUGGCCUCCGAGGGUGCUGCUGCCCCGGGCCUCAGCUGCCCAUCUCCUGAUGGCCCCCCUGGCAGCCCACUGCCUGCCCCGCGCCCUGACCACACAUCCCCUGAGGGACCCACUCAGGGCAUGCGGGAGCGGCUGGGUCCCAGGCGUGUGGCCCGCUCUGUCAGUGACCCCACCUCAUGCAUGUCCAGGACAGCAGGCGAUGCCUCGGCGCACACCCCCUCCCACUGCCAGGACCUGGAGGCGGGCCUGUCCCGGGCUGCCCUGGGGACUGCUUCCCUGUCUCAUUCUUUCACGGCUGCCUGUGUCAGUGGGCACCAGCUCUCACCCCCCGGGGAGCCAGAUGCCUGGAAAGCGGGCCAGCGGUUAAAGCCAGAGGCCUUACAGACGGUCUCCAAAGAGCAGCCGCACCCUUUAGUGGACAGCAAGGCCUACGCGGACACUAGGGUUUUGGUGGCUAAGUUCUUGGAACAUGCCAGCUGUGCCCUGCCCAGUGAGGUGCGGCACGUGGUGGGCUCCACCCGAUCGGCCAUCCCCCGUGAGGAGCGCCACAUGGAGGAGGCUGUCCUCAGCGCCCGCGUCCUGGAACAGCUGUGAGGGCACUGCAGGUCUGAACGUGGAGAGGACAGGCCUGGUGUUGGGGUCCCUGCCGGGGCACGGGCCUGUGGGGAGGAGCUGCUGUCUGGGAGUAUCUGGGGUGGUUCAGGUGGGAGGGACAGCUGUUCCCUCCGUGGCAGGAUCCCAUCAGUGGUGUCCUGGAGGUGAUUCUUCCUGCCUGUCCCAGGGACACAGCAAAUGACUUUCUUGAGCCCCUUGUAACUUCUUUGGUUUUGUUGGCACGUGGCACCUCAAACUCCCAGUGACAGGUGACACUCAAGUAAUUAAGGAAACUGAAGCAUCUUCUACACCGUGGCCGUCAAAGAGCAGGACCCCCCACCCCGAGGUAGUUGAGUGUUUAAGUGACUCAAGGACAUCAAGGAAUGAGACUCGGUUGCUUCCUGUUGCUCCAAGGUCACCCCUUUCUCAGAGGCUGACUUUAUAAAGAAAUUCUAGCACAGAUGACAGCCUGGGCCCAGCCUUCUGCCCGCAGGGCGACAGGGCCCCAUGUGAACAGAAGGACAGUGGGGGACUCUGUCCGGCCCCGCCACCGUGGGAGGCGGACAGGGGUGGCUGGGGGCUCUGAGGGACCCCUGUCACCUUGUCUUCUGCUCCUUGCCUCCCCCAAGGGCACCGUCCCUGCUUCCUCCCCGUCUCUCUGUUGUCUGUCACUUGACCUGGUCAGCACAGAGCCCUGUCAGGGGUGGUUUGCCCCUGACGUCAGCCAUCGUGCGAGCCCGGGGCCCUCCCCCCAUCCGCCCUCCCAGCUCAGCCUUGCUGGGUGGUGGUCUGGACGCCUCCCAAGAGAGCAGGUCUCUGAUGACCUGGAGCGUCCCUUCCCCAGCUGUGGGCCGCGGGCACACGUGCCGGGGAGGAUGCCAGUCAUAAAGCACUUCUCUCCAUGAAGCCCACCAAGCCGGGGUUGCAGGAGGCCCCUCGGCCGGCCUGGCCUCUCCAGCAGCGGCAGCUUGGGCGCUUUGACCUUCCCGGUCCCCAGCCCCCUGUUCUGGCCACCUCGGCAGCAGCUGCUUCCUCACAAUGGCCCUGGAGCAGUGCUGUCCUGGAGAACUUUCUGCAACUGUAAGGAUACCUGAGCUGCGACCCUGAGCUGUGGCCUGUGGCUCCUGCAUUGGGCCCGGCAGCCCAGAGCCCACGGUUCUCAACUGAAAACCCAUCAGCCCGACUCGGGGGGGUGCGGGGGGGGGGGGCGCCGGGCGGGUGACCCCCACUGCUGGGCAUCCAGCAGUCCAGGGGCUACACCACACUAUAGCCAGUGUGCCGGGGGUGUGUCUGUGUGACCCUGGAGCAGAAAAGGGGUGGUAGGGGUGUUUCCAGCCCAGAUGCCAGGGGAGCCCCUGGGAGCUGGGGUAGGAAGCCUGCGGGGACCGUCAGCUGCCAGCGCUUCGCUGCACUGAUGCCAUCAGUGGUCAUUGCCUCCCAGAGGUGAGAGAGCGGGACAGACACAAACCAGCCUUGUGAUGACAGCCAGAACGCGUCCACUAGAGAUGUCCCAGAGAUGAAUCUAUGAGCACUUUAUCCAGACUAUAAGACAGAAACUGUUCUCUAAUUUUUCUCAGCUGAGGGCUUCUGAGCGCCCUCUCUCUGCAGAGCGACUCUCUUUGCAGGUAAAGUGAAUUGAUGGUUUUUCAGGUGGCCUCCUGAGCCUCCCGGCAAGGCAUUAAUGGCCCGGCACCCUGGUCUCUGCAUCAGGUGUCUCUGGGGAGGAAGCCAGAGCUCAGCAGGCCGCAGGGGACUCACCUGUGUGUUGGCCUCACCCAGCGGGGCCCCUGGGCCGAGCCUGCAGGUCUCAAGACGUGAAUGCGGCACAAGUGAGGCCCAUGCUACGUCCCCCACCUCCUGAGCAUCAGAGCUGUCACUGCAGCGGGGCGAGUGACCUCCAGGAGCCCGGCCUGGUGCUCUGUGUCCUGUGCUUCCCUUCCUGCAGGAGGACAGUGUCCUCUGUCUCCGGGGACCCGCCCGGGCCCACGCGUCCACUCGGUGCAGGUGCUGCUCUGGCCCGAAGCCCUCAUCCCGGACACGUGUGGGCGCCGGCCCCACAUACAGCCUCCCACUCAGUUUUGUGUUUGCUCUCCUAGAAACUGCUGGCGGUGAGGGAGCUGUAUCCAAUUCUCUGCCACUGGGCUAGAACCUUCUGCCCACCCUCUCAGGGCCCCUGUGGCCCACGUCGGCUCCAGCAGGGCUCAGGCUCCCAGCUUCCAGGAAAGGUGCCAGUUGGCGGCCCUGGGAAGGGGCCGGUACCUCCAUCCCUGCUCUGCCAAGUGGUAGCUGGGGACUAGGAGCCCCAGACGGUGUGCUUUCCCUGACGCCUCCCAGGACACGAAGAGGGCCAGCUCAGCCUGGGGCCAGAGCUCUCCAGACAGGACACUGCCAUUUGACCCCUGCCUGGGGGCACCAGGAUGCUAAGGUGCAGGCGCUCUGGACCCCAACUCUGGGGCAAAUGUGGGGAGCUUAUCCUGCACAAGGACUUCAAGUCUCCUGCAGCUGGCCACAAGGAUACCAAUUCUACGCCUGUAACAAACCACACGAAAGGAAGCUUACUUCAAAUGAAUGUUUUUUCCCCUCAGCUGUUAUUGAUUCACAGAUGCUGCCCUGAGGCAGAAUUUAUAGGAAAUUGUUUUCAAGCCUGUUUGUACAACUGGAAGGUCGUAUUUAUUUAAUGUACCUCAAGGUGUUUUCAUAAUGAUCAGUGUUUUAAUAAAAACUAUUUCUGGCCCCUGUGUCUCCGAGGUUUCAUUGGAACCGACGGAAGCUGAGAGCUGUGUGCACCGCUGGUGGCCGGGUCCCAAGGGUGGGCUCAGGCUGGGCGGCCAGCGAGCCUGGGCCCCCCGUGGACCCAAUGUGCUUCCUGAUGUCCUUCUGGAGACGGUCAGGCUCUGGGGGCGUGAGGGAGAGCAGGCAGGCGCCCAGACGCAGGUAGGUCCCACUGACCCUGGUCCCAGCCUUCUGGGAGGAAAUCCGGCUUUACUGUUGAUGAUUUUUAGUGUGUCUCAUUUGACUGACAGCUGCCCCCAUGUCA